AUGGUGUUGGACGUGAGGUCAGUAAUGAUCGCUGGGGUGGCUCUGCAUUGCGACGUCAAGGCAAUGCUUGACACCAAGUGGCUCUGCAUUGGCACGUCAAGGCAGUGCUUGACACCAGGUGGCUCUGCAUUGCCACGUCAAGAUCCGGCCUUGGUGAACAAGUUUGCUAUCGAUGCAUCGACGGGUGUCAUGACGAUAGCGGAGGAGGUGGACAGAGAACAGCUGCUAGACAUCAACGGACGCUUCGAAGUGAUGGUCGAGGUGCGCAGGGACACGGAUGUGGACGAGUGGAAGGCCAACGCGACGGCGCUCGUCUACGUGAACGUGCUCGACAUCAACGACAACGAGCCGGAGUUCGCGAAGGACUCGUACACGGGAUCGAUCCUCGAGAACUCGCCAAAGUCCGUUCCCGUGACGAUAGACCAAGGCGACAUCCAGGUCUACGACUGGGAUUCGCUGGAUAACGGCACGCUGGCAAUUACCCUGGAUGGCGACGACGGGGUGUUCUCCGUUCAGCCUGAGAGUGUUGUCAACGAGGGCACGAUACUGCUCAGGGUACUCGACCCGACGAAGCUCGACUACCAACUCAUGCAGAGCAUCAGCUUCCAGCUCGUAGCGACGGAGUAUAAAACACCAGAGCGGUACUCCGGCAGGACGAACGUCAUCGUUCAUCUGAUCGACACGAACGACAAGUUUCCGCAGUGGGUGGACGCGCCGUACUACGUGGAACUCUACGAGAACGCGAGCAUCAGCGAUCAUGUCAUACAGUUGUUGGCUACAGAUGCGGAUUCAGGUGACUACGGAAUAGUGUAUUAUUACAUCGUGGACACCGGAAUUGACAGGUUCGUCGUCAAGGAAACGACGGGUCUCGUCAGCGUGGACCAGCCGCUGGACCGCGAGACGACGGAUAAAUACUACCUUACCGUGGAGGCUCGCGACUACAAGGGUCAGGGCAACCGUAACAGCACGCAGCCUGGAGGUGGCAUUCUCGACGUGAACGGACAAUGCGCCCGUGUUCGUGAAUACCGUCUUACGACGGUACAUCGAGGAGGACGACUUUGA
Messenger RNA from Priapulus caudatus, 1062 nucleotides. Its product is annotated as cadherin-related family member 1-like. Gene Ontology annotation, biological process: homophilic cell-cell adhesion. The coding region runs from base 1 to 1062 and encodes 353 amino acids. Gene Ontology annotation, molecular function: calcium ion binding. Lineage: Eukaryota; Metazoa; Priapulida; Priapulimorpha; Priapulimorphida; Priapulidae. The transcript is spliced from 9 exons. The record is from RefSeq and is a predicted model, not a curated record. Gene Ontology annotation, cellular component: plasma membrane.